UUUCACAUAACCUCAAAAAUUUUGCAAGAAUGAAAUCUGAAAUAACAUUAAAUAACUAUUUUAUUUUUAAUUCCACCCUCGGUGUAAAUGAAGGGGAGGAACACAUGAAAAUAUUAUAUUAUUAUCCGAAUAAUCAAGAUUUAGACUUUCAAAUGAAAAGCGUAGGUUUAGUAGAAGCUUUGAUUCAAUUUACAAAUACAUUUAAACCAUCCAGUCCAGUAAAUUCGUUGCAUACGCAAAAGAAGAGGCAAUUAUAUUUCCAACCGGAAGAUAAAUUUUGGAUUGUAUUGACAUUAAAUGUUCCUUAUUCGGAUAUUACAAAAGAUGGUUCAACAACAAGAGAAUAUAUUGAAUCUGAAAUUCAAGAUAAUGUUUAUAAAGCAAUUUUAGAGCAAUCAUAUAAAAUGUACAAGCUUUUUAAUAGCACUUUCCAAAUAUCUUUAGAAAAAUUGGAUGUUAACGGUCUUAAAAGUAAACUACAAAAAUUUUAUGAUACCUAUUUAAAAACGAUCAAAUUAGAUCAAUGUGAUAUAUUAAAUAUAUUCAAUGGGAUCCACUUUUUGCCAUUGGACACCCAAAAUUUUUUAAAUGUUCAAUGUUUUGUAAAUGAAAUGGAAUGUGAGUACCCAAUUAUUAAUCACACUUUAUUCAUGUACAACGAACACGUAAUUUGGAGUGGAAUAGAACCAGAAGAAAUGCAAACUUUGUACCAAUACUUAGUAAAUAUUUUGUUACCAACAUACACUCAAAACGAGCUUCAAGGCGGUUCAAUGCCCCGAAAUCCUUCCUCACCCUUUUCACCCGUUCAUUACGGCCGAUUUGUUAACGUAAAAAGUACCGAUUGCGUUGGAAAACUUCCAAAAAUCGUUUUAACAAAAAAUAAUGAAUCAACUUACUACAACAUGUUAAUUUAUCGCACUUUAAGCGCAUCUAUUUGUUUAUUUAUCGAAGAUGGACAAGAAGUAACCGGCCAAAUUAUAAAAUCCCUCGAAGAAUUUAUGGGUCCAAAACUUGUUGGGAUCGUUUCCGAUAUCGCCGAAUAUUACUCGAAACAAAACGCAUCCUCCGCUUUGAUGGCAAAUACAAGUUUUGAAGUUUCACCGAAAUACAUUUAUUUUAAUAAAAUGAAUUUGGCUUAUAAAAGUACGACCCAUCUUGAUAAAAUUCAAACCGGUAAUUUGUCUUGUCCGAAAGAUUGCGUUAAAAUAAUGGCUGAUAUAUGCGCGAGGAAAUCGGUUGAUGAUUAUGCAAGUGAAACUAUUGUGAAAACUUUAAAUGAUAAUUGGAUUAUUGGAAAACGGUCGAAUUUAAGGGAGUUUUAUGUUGCGCUUCAACAAAAAGAUGCUAAUAUUAAAGAUAUUAGUGGUGAAGUUAAAAAAUUAAGCGAAAAUCAACUCAAAGGUAUAUUCUUCCACAAUUAGAAAAUAAACAACACAAAUUAAUGAAAAAAAUCUUUAUUGAUUCAACUAAUUAUAAUAUAAAACAUAAAA
Messenger RNA from Onthophagus taurus, 1490 nucleotides. It is a transcript of the gene Ccz1, whose product is annotated as vacuolar fusion protein CCZ1. Gene Ontology annotation, cellular component: intracellular membrane-bounded organelle; Mon1-Ccz1 complex. Gene Ontology annotation, biological process: vesicle-mediated transport. The record is from RefSeq and is a predicted model, not a curated record. Lineage: Eukaryota; Metazoa; Arthropoda; Insecta; Coleoptera; Scarabaeidae.